Messenger RNA from Diospyros lotus (date-plum), 928 nucleotides. Its product is annotated as putative germin-like protein 2-1. Bases 63 to 716 code for a protein of 217 amino acids. Gene Ontology annotation, molecular function: manganese ion binding. Gene Ontology annotation, cellular component: cell wall. Lineage: Eukaryota; Viridiplantae; Streptophyta; Magnoliopsida; Ericales; Ebenaceae. The transcript has 2 exons. The record is from RefSeq and is a predicted model, not a curated record.
CAUCAAGAAUUAAUCUUUCUUCUUACCACUGUCCAUUACUUCAGUGUUUCUCUGCUUCUCCAAUGGCUUCUCAUCAUUUUCUUCUGCUGGCAGUUCUCCUGGCUAUGGCUUGCUCUCUGGCUAUGGCGUCUGAUCACAGCCCUCUUCAAGACUUUUGUGUUGCCGACCCAAACAGCCCAGUGCUGUUGAAUGGUCUAGCUUGCAAGGAUCCAAAGCUUGUAGAAGCCAACGACUUCUUCUUCUCCGGCCUCCACCUGGCCGGCAACACAUCCAACGCCGUCGGAUCCAAGGUCACUCCGGUGACGGCAACCCAGUUGCCGGGACUCAACACUCUAGGGAUCGCCAUGGCCCGGGUCGACUACGCUCCCUGGGGGAUCAACCCGCCCCACACCCAUCCUCGGGCCUCAGAAAUCUUGACGGUUCUUGAAGGCAGCCUCUACGUAGGGUUCGUCACUUCCAACCCGGAGAACCGACUCAUUUCCAAGGUCCUUCAUAAGGGCGACGUGUUCGUGUUUCCCCAGGGGCUUGUCCAUUUCCAGAAGAAUACUGGGUAUGGCAAUGCAGUGGCCAUUGCAGCGCUCAGCAGCCAGAAUCCUGGCGUUAUCACCAUUGCCAAUGCCGUCUUCGGAUCCAAACCCGACAUAGCUUCCGAUGUUCUUGCGAAGGCUUUCCAAGUGGAUAACGACGUAAUUGCUCGUUUGCAGUCACAGUUCUAGACGAUCUCAAGGCGCGCCAGCUCUGGAAGAUCAAUUAAAGUCUCUAAGCCAAAUGUUUUGGAUGUUCCCAUGAUGAUCGAUCAGUUUCCGUUCUCUGUUUGCAGACAUUGGUUUUGCUUUUGUUGUUGAAACACAUGAAGUUGAUUUGUUAUUCUUUUUCUUGGAUGUUUUGAAAGUAAUAGAAAAAUAUUGUUGAGUUGUGGGAAGCUUUA